Bursaphelenchus okinawaensis is the source of this 5940-nucleotide messenger RNA. The record is from the annotation of a GenBank genome assembly. Lineage: Eukaryota; Metazoa; Nematoda; Chromadorea; Rhabditida; Aphelenchoididae.
AUGAAGCGACUCCUCUGGGGUUUCCUGCUUCUCCUCGGAGUCGAGAGUAUCUCGUAUCGAUGCGAGAACAACCAAGUACUCAUCGUGCAGAACUUUGGGAACGAUACGAUUCGAAUGCACUGUCAGCGAUUGAAUAUUUGUGGAUUCGACAAUUUGGUAUGUUAGUUUUGUUCUUACGGAGCCUAUUUGGUGUUAGUUACAUAGUCUAGAAUUAGCGUAAUAUUGAAAAAGAAAGGUUUUGUGAAAGAGUCCCCCUACUCUUUUUGUACUCUAAAUGAAUUUAUAUUGUUUUUACUUUACCUCCAAGCCCAAUUUGCAUUUCUCUUUGUCUUAAAAACAGUAAAUUACUCGACUUUUUAAUAACCCCCCCCCCGAUUCAUAUUAAAAAUGACCUGGAUAUUAAGCAGUAUUGUAAUCCCUAAUGGUCUUACUAGUAAUUAAAUCUCCGCUUUUCGUAUCCUUGAAACGUAACUCCGCAGUAAUUUUACGAUGUUUUUUCUUUCUUUCAGAACUGCGAAUACGAACAUCAACAACAUACGUGCGGCGGGAAAUACAACUUUGUCGCGCAUGUUAAUCAGGGCACCACUACUGGACCGUGAGUUGUUGAUGCAUUAAAAUAAGCAAAAACAUCUGUAUACGAUAACUUAUUCAUAAGAAAAUCACUUUAAAUUUAUAUACAAUCAUUUUGACCUUUAAAUGUUACUUAAAUAACAAAAAGUAAGCAAAAAUCAUAUAAAAAGCCUACAACAACAUCAAGAUCUUCCCAAUUUAAUAUUUCUGUUUCCCUCAAACUUUUACAAAUGUUACAUAACAAGCUAAUAAACAUUACACAGGAUAAUAAGAAGAUUACAGAGUAGAACACACAUGUUGUCUUCUGAAGCAAAAGGAAGAACAUCCAUCGUAUGACAACGAUUGCUUCGUCUACGAACUGCCAGACGGCUCUCAUGCUGGAGACAAGAAGAACAGCACCAAAAACGAUGACGGCAUCACCGUGCUCAAAAACGCCAAUCAGAUUCCAGAACAAUUCGACGGCUACGUCGGCUACAGAAUGCGGCUGUUCAUGUUGCGCAACAAGUCGCCACCAACUCUGAUUGUCAAGGCUAUUGAGAGAGUUCCGUAAGUUUUUGUGUUACAGUAGGUUUGAAUAACCAAAAAUUAUGUUACAGUAGGUUUAAAUAACCAGAAGGUUCAGUACGAUAGUAUAGUAAAUAUAUAUUGUAACAUAAGUAUAUUUACAAAGAUGGUAAGAACAGUGUAGAUAUUGUAUCUUCACAUAACUCUUAUCAGAUGCUUAUAAUGAUAUUUCAGAGCCGGCUACCGUGUCACGAUCUGUCGUCCACGUUGUGGCAAGUUUGCCAACGAAGGAGUGGGAGAACAGAUUACUGUAACCAAAGAACAGGAUACCAAGGUUCCAGAAGGCGACGAUGAAUGGGCCGCUGCUGCUUGGAGCUCCUGGCAAACUUCUACGUGAGUUUUGAAUUUAAAAACUUUAACCAUACCGUUCUUAAAACUUAUUAUAUCUUCAUCAGUAUGGGCAUAAAACAAUAUCAAAAGAAAAUAAAAGCCCCUUUAAAGCGUUCUUUUCAUACUGUAAUUUCAGCUGGAGCACCUGGAGCAAGACCACCUGGAGUGCAUGGGAAGAGGCCUCAGGAGAGAACAGCAGCGGAGUCAGAACCCGAGGUCACCGUGUUGGCCACGAUUCCGAAUCCUCCGGACCUUUGGCCACAGCUGCAGCCAGUGCCAAGGCCGAGAACGGCCAAGAUGCCAAAGCUUCAGCGAACGGCAACGGAGGCCAAGCUCCAAUCAUCAACAACCACAUCCACGUCAACGCUGAAGGCGGCAAGGGUGGAGAAGGAGGUCACGCUACCAUCCACCUGCCAGAGGGCAGGACUACCGACAACAACGGUAUAGCUGCUGACGGUAGAAGUGGAAGAUUCGGGCCAGCCCACAGUGACAGCGACUUGGGAGGCGAUGGAUGGAACUUCACUCCAGAUGAGGAGACUCACGGUAAACGCCGAGGCAAGAAGCCAAAGAACGGCCGAAAGCACAGCAAGUACGGCGACGACGACGAGAACGAUGACGACUUGACUGAUGACGCCGAUAAAUCAGAAGAACUCAGCGGAAACAAGAAGGAUAACAAAACCAGAAACAAGGAUUCUGAAAGCGAGAAUGCUGGAGAAACUUCCAACGUUUCGAAGAAAAGAAAGGGCGACAAAUCCCCAUCCGGAAAGGGCGCUGAUAAGAGUGAUAAGAAACACGGAAAGGACGAAGAUGACAACGGGGAUGACGACAACAACGGCGACGAUUCAGACGCCAACACUGUAGCCGGAGACGAUGGAAACAAUGGCAAAGAUGGUGAAGAUGGCCAUGGUAAGAGUGACAGUGAUUCUGAAGCACCAAAACCUGGAGCCAAGAACCAAAAGAAAGGCAAAAGCAACAAAAAGAAACCACAAUCGACCGGUAAUUCCAAGACUGUUCACGGUAAAGACGGCAAAGAUGGUAAGGACGGUGUAGACAGUGAUGGAGGAGAUGCUCAGAAGGCUGAUACUGAUGACGAAGAUGCUAACAAGCCAGAUACCGAUGCUGAAGAGGAGGGAGGCUACGGUAAGAGAAAAAAUGGCAAGAACGGCAAAAAUGGAAAAGAUAACGGAAAGAACGGUAAGGACGGCCAAGAUGGAGCUGACGCUGAUUCCAAUGGUGACAACGAUAAGAAAGCUAAACCAUCAAAGCACGGUAAAGGAAACGGAAAGAACGGCGGCAAAAGUGGAGCCAAAAAGCCAAAAGAAAGUGGUAAUGGCGAGGAAGAUGCAAAUAAAGAGGCUGGUAAAGCAAAAGAUAGAGAACAAGAUGGUAGUAAUGGAGCCAAUGACGGAGCCAAUGAUGCAGCCACAAACGGAGAUAAAGAUGGAGCUGAUCACAGACCAGCCGAUGGAAAGAAUGGCAAAAACAGUGCCAAGAAAAGUCCCAAAAAAGCUGGCAAAACUGGAGCCAAAAGCACCGGAAUUGAUAAGAAGAACGAUGGAGAGAACGAUGGAAAAGACGAUGGCAAGAACGGACAAGAUGGUGCUGUCGAUGGAAACGACGCCGCCAAGAACGGCCAAAAGAACGGCGGUAAGGACGGUAGCACGAAAGGAAAGAAGGACAACAAGAAACCAGCCAAAACAGAAGGCAAGAAGAAGGAUUCGGAAGAUUCUGACGCUGGCGACGACAACGCCAACAAGAACGACAAGUUAAACAAGGGCGACAAGGACACCAAGACCAAGAAACCAGGUAAUGACAAGAACAAGAAGAAUCAGAAGGCUGCUACUGAAAAGACCCACGAUGGAGAGUCCGAUGACAAGAAGCACGGUAAAGAUUCCGACGCUGCAAAGAAACACGGUGACGGUGCAAACGCCGGAAAGAAGAAGGGAUCUGAGUCAGAUGCAAAGAGCAAGUUCAAAGUUGACGGUGGAAAGGAUUCAGAAGCUUUGAAGAAGAAGGGACGACUUCAGACUCACGACGAAUUCCAACCAGGCCCAGAAGACGGUGACGAUGACAGCUCGGAGACCAUCAAGUGGGACAGCACUGAAGCUGACAAGAACUCAGAAGAGAAGGACGGUGGAAAAGAUGGAGAUUCUGAUAAAUCAACCACUACAGAAGCCCAAGAAAAGAAGUCAGAGACAGCCGAAGGCAAGGCUACUGGAGACGGUGAAGCUACCGGAGAAGCCGGUGCAAAUGGAAACGGCAAAGCCGAUUCUGACGGAGAAAAGACAGCUGACGGUGAGACAGAAGGCAAACCAAAGGAUUCAGAUGAAGACGACACUACCGACGAAACCACCUUGGCUUCUGGAGGAAAAAGAAACCAAGUAGCCGGUCACGAUGCUGGAGAUUCUGAUUUGAAACAAAUUGGAACAGACGGUGGCUUCAAGCAAGGAGGAGACGACAGUGAAGCCAAGAGCAGUGAACCUGGAAACAGUGCCGAGAAGACUUCAGAUGCCAAGAAAGAAGGCGACAGUCAGGAGAAGGCCAACGACGGUGAAGGUGAAAAGUCUCGAGAAGGCUCCCGUUACGCUGGAAUCAUCCGUGAAACGAAGCCGGAUUCAAGUGAGAGUGCCGAAAAGGACAGCUUAGAAUCCACUAGCCCCGCAUCUGAAACCACUUCUGAAGGCGGAUUCGUCGUGGAAGUGAAUGCUGGAGUUGGUACCAAGUCUGGAGAGCACAGUAGCGAGGAAGCUGAACACACGCUACAGCAUAGUGGGUCCGGAGACUCAGAGCACAGUGGAUCUGGAGACAGUGAGCACGGCGACGGAGGCUCCAGUGGAGGCGGAUCUCUGCCAUAUUGUGAUGAACUGGACGAGAUCGCUGCUGAUGCCAGUGGAGAAGAGUUGAGUGGAUCCAGUGGAGAAGGUUCAGGUGAGGGUCAAAGAGUCUCGGAAGCUUCCGGAAACACUGAAGGAACUACUGAAAGCAGCCAGAUCGCUACCGAAAAUGGAGCUACUGAAGCAGGUUCAGACUCCACUGAAAGUGCUACUGUAGCAGCCAACGAAGACGACGCUCCAGUAACUUCACAAACCUCCCAAGAAUCCUCUGAAGCCACUCCGGAAUCCUCAGGAACCCCUCAAGAAACCUUGGGCACUGGAUUCGCUGGAAUCAUCACAGAAUCCAGCGGCGAAGAAGAAGGCUCGGCUGUGGAACAAGGAAGCGGCGAACAGCUGCUGAAGACCACCGUCACCACCAAGAAGUGCCGAAACCGACCAGCACCAAAGAAGAAGAACAACAAGAAGAAGAGGAAGCACGGUAGAAGAGGCCGUAUUCACAGUGCCAAACAGCACACUCCACCCCGUGACCCCAACGUGCUUCAAUGGCAAGAUUCCAACGGCCCUGAGGGCUUCGCCAACCCGAUGAGAUCGUGCUUCAGUGGAGACACUCUGGUUCGUACUGUCACCGGAGACAAGCCAAUGAGUGAGCUACAAGUUGGAGACUAUGUUCUGGUACCUAGUGGAGACAACACCAUGAAGUACGAGAAGGUCGAGUUGUUCUACCAUCGUGAACCUGAGACCACCGUCAAGUUCAUUCAACUGAACACGGAGUCCGGAAAGACAUUGUCAUUGACUCGUAAGUUGGUUUACUUUCCGAGGAUACCAUUAGAAGCUGUGAUAUAUAUACUAUGUAAAAGUAAACUAUAGACUAUAUUAACCUAUAAUAUUGGUCAAAAAGUCCAUAGAAUAGACUGUGUUAAAGACCGUAUACAAAGUAAUAAGCCUUAGUGGUGUCGACGAUCUAAAGCAUGAUAAUAUUUCAGAAUUGCAUUUACUGCCAUUCGGAGACUGUGAAGAGAUGGAAGAGAGUAUUCAAAAGGGAGAUGACACAGACGAAUGGAUCAGAAAGUCCAAGUUCUCCUACAAGGCCCAGCAAGGCCAAUGUGUGUUGUCAUUGGAUUCAGAAGGCCGUGUGACAGCCGACAAGAUCGUCAAGGUAUAGCAAUAAUUUAGAAAAGUUACAGUAUCUUAGCAAUUCUUUAGAAUAGUUACAGUAGUUUCGCACAACUAUAGAAAAGGUACCUUUACAAAAACCGAUUAAUAAGUUUAAAAAGAGCACGUUAUCAUAGCCAUAGCCAGCUUUGCAAGUUUACAAUGUAAAACAAGUUACCUUAUAAUAAGAUCCUUAUGAUAAUACCCAAACUCAACUUACGAUUUGCAGGUCGGACGUCGCUACUCCAAAGGCAUCUACAGUCCGGUUACUGUAGAAGGCGCCAUCGUGACCAACGACAUUCUGUCCUCGUGCUUCUCCCAACUCGAAAGUCAUUCGGCUCAGAAGAUGGCAUUCGACCUGUUGAUUCGUAUCUACAACGUGUUCGGAUACCUGAAAGGAGCCAUGCAUCAUACUGUACAGGACGUGCCUAUCAUGUUGGACUACGUACAUAAACUCAGCUGGCAUGUACUGCCUUUUGCCAAGUACUAG